Molecule: messenger RNA, 2563 nt
Organism: Trichogramma pretiosum
Lineage: Eukaryota; Metazoa; Arthropoda; Insecta; Hymenoptera; Trichogrammatidae
Product: mitochondrial glutamate carrier 1
Exons: 9
Coding region: 533-1522 (329 amino acids)
Biological process (GO): malate-aspartate shuttle; L-glutamate transmembrane transport; aspartate transmembrane transport
Molecular function (GO): L-glutamate transmembrane transporter activity; L-aspartate transmembrane transporter activity
Source: RefSeq, a predicted model, not a curated record
GCUUUUAUCGAUCUGCAAUGAUUAACCGAGCACCGCUUGAACUCGACGGAAAGUGUACUUGAAAACGAAAGUCGUAAAACUGCAUAAGCAUUAUCGAUUUGGAAAACUUUCAUGCGCCUGCUGACUCGUUUUCUGUGAACGAUAUGCGGUCGAAGUUUUUAAAGUGAAUUUCUCUCUUUAGCGGAAGAAAGAGAAAAAAAUACUAUUUUCGGCCUGUUAUACAUAAAACGUAUGACUAUCUCAAACGAUACGAAGCACUUGAAUUCAUAUAAAGAGCGCAGAUUAAUAUCAAUCAGCAGCUCUGGUACUUGAUCGGAGCCGUCGUGGGACAUGUCUGCACAGUAGUAGCAGUAGAACGUGCAGCAAAGCAGAAUCAGCAGGAGGGCAGUAGGUAUUACGCGCGCUAAGUGGUCGGAUUGACUCGGGCCUCAAGUUUAUCUGCCAAGCCAAGUGUUGUGAUAAACUUUUUCCUCUAGUACAGUAGCGAUCGCGCGAACAUAUCAUAGCAAUCCGAGCAAUUUACCAAUUAGCCAUGUCUAUCCAACAAACAACUAAACUUGGCCUAGUGCAAACACCAUUAGCGUCCAGCAAUGAUCAACAGUUCAAAUUGGUACCCAAAAUCAUUAAUGGAGGUAUCGCUGGAAUUAUUGGAGUCUCCGUGGUUUUUCCUCUGGAUCUUGUCAAGACCAGACUACAAAAUCAAGUUGUCGGGCCUAAUGGCGAAAAAAUGUACAAAUCAAUGUUUGACUGCUUCAAGCGUACAUAUCAUGCUGAAGGUUAUUUAGGGAUGUACAAAGGGUCGGCUGUUAACAUCCUCCUUAUUACUCCAGAAAAAGCUAUCAAACUUACAGCUAAUGAUACUUUUCGCCAUUAUUUAUCAACAGGACCUGGUGAACCUUUACCAUUGAUUCGAGAAAUGAUUGCUGGUGGUUCAGCUGGAGCUUGUCAAAUUGUAGUUACUACACCCAUGGAAUUAUUGAAAAUUCAAAUGCAAGAUGCUGGUAGAGUUGCUGCUGCAGCGGCAGCCAAGGCUAGUGCUGAUGGCAAACCAGCACCAGCUAAAAAAGCCUCAGCUUUAGCACUAACAAGAGAGCUUUUACAAAAAAGAGGAAUUUUGGGUCUUUAUCAGGGUACUGGGGCGACUGCUCUCAGAGACAUUACAUUCUCAGUUAUAUAUUUUCCAUUGUUUGCAAGAUUAAAUGGACUCGGUCCAAAACGUCCGGAUGGAUCAUCCGUAUUCUGGUGCUCAUUUUUAGCCGGUUGCGCUGCAGGUUCAACAGCUGCAUUAAUGGUAAACCCAUUUGAUGUAAUUAAAACUAGACUCCAAGCUAUUAAUAAAGCACCAGGUGAACCAACAUACAAUGGAGUCAUCGAUUGCAUUGGGAAAACCCUUAAAAACGAAGGUCCUACAGCGUUUUUCAAAGGUGGUGCUUGUAGGAUGAUUGUGAUAGCUCCGCUAUUUGGAAUUGCACAAACCGUCUACUAUCUAGGCGUAGCGGAAAAACUGAUGGGUCUACAAUAAAUGGAAAAUCUUAAAACGAAAUAAUUAUGAUAACUUUAUAUUGUUAAGGAUGAUUGUAAGCGUCUCUCUAAGUGUGCGUUAUCAUACGUCCAAUAGUCAAUUGCUCGAUACAAAUGACAAUAAUUAAUGUUACGGAAAUGAAUCAAUAUUCCUAAUGAGCCAAGUCUCUUGAAAGCUUAUUUGUCGUAUGUAAGAAAUUGAUCUAUUUAUGUAGUCUUUCUGUGAAAUCGUUGAAGAGUAUACGUGUAUGAUAAUAAUUAGAAAGCAUGGAUUAACUGCUUAUCAAUUUUUGCUGGGGGCAAUUUAUCAUGUAAAGUCAUGAAUCUUGCACUCACUUGCUCUAUAUAUACAAAUAUACAUGAAAAUUUUUGAAAUUUUAAAACUUUAUGAUGCAUUUGAGUUAGAUGCAUCAAAUGAACUGCCUGUGAAUCGUUUCUGCGUUUUGAGAAUAUUUAUUCUGUAUAUUCCCACAGUUCUUCCAUUGAAGUUGUAAAAGUGUUGUUGUGAUUUUUCGCACACUUAUUAACUCAAAAAAUAUGACAAAAAAUAUUUAAUUAUUGUAUCGUUAUUACUGGUUCAACCAGAGGCGUUAAUAUGUAUAUAUAAUGUACGACAUAUCUUAUAUUUAUGUGAAAUCGUUGAUAGAAAUUAACUUUAACUAGCACAUUAAUUUUUAAUCUAAUUUUAAACUUUCUGUAAUUGUUAUCUCGUGUGAAGCUGUUUUCUCUUUUUAUUUUAUGAUACAUUCAGUGCAGCUUACUAUCAAAGUACAUAUACUAAGUUUAUAUAAUAGUUUAAUGCUGGAAUAUUAAUCAUCAAAUAGUUCAUCAAUCAAAACAAUAGAGACUUCUUGGGAUAUGUAGUAAUGAAUGAGUUCCUAUUAUAUAUUAGAUGAGUAACAGUAACAGAAAAGUAUUUUUUCGUGAUUUUUAAUUUUUUAUUAUCAUUUUAACUGAUUUAUUAAUACAUCAUUGUUUAUAUUUUUAAUGUUUGUUAUAGACUCAAUUUUAUGUACAAUCAAAUAACAUUCCUUGAAAAGUA